This is a messenger RNA of Cladophialophora carrionii CBS 160.54, 441 nucleotides long. RefSeq lists its product as uncharacterized. Gene Ontology annotation, molecular function: structural constituent of ribosome. Gene Ontology annotation, biological process: translation. The record is from RefSeq and is a predicted model, not a curated record. Gene Ontology annotation, cellular component: mitochondrial large ribosomal subunit; ribosome. Lineage: Eukaryota; Fungi; Ascomycota; Eurotiomycetes; Chaetothyriales; Herpotrichiellaceae. The coding region runs from base 1 to 441 and encodes 146 amino acids. The transcript has a single exon.
AUGACGACUACAGGACAAGACAGCGAGGAUAGAGCCGCGAAGAUGUACCCAGACACAGAUCCUUCAACGCCCUCACCUACAGUGCUAGCAGCAGACCUCCAAGCUUCCUCGCUCAAAAGCCGAGUCCGCGACUUCAGCAUAAGGCCAACCCUCUCCUCACUUCCCUACAGCAUUCUCCGCACCCCUUCAAAGAAUCUGCCGAUUUACCAGACCACAAAAUCCGGCGGCUCGAAACACAUUACGACGAUCCGGAAGAUACAAGGAGACUUGACAGAACUAGCAACAGCGGUGAGGCAAGCACUGGGCAUGGAAGAGUACAUGACAGAUCCAAGAGGGCGGAAGAAGGCGAAUGUCGUAAUCAACCGGACAACCAAGCAUGUGAUUAUCAGAGGCUGGAGAGGAGCCGAGAUCAAGCGGUGGGCCGAAGUCAGUGGAUUCUGA